This is a messenger RNA of Daldinia childiae, 477 nucleotides long. RefSeq lists its product as uncharacterized. The coding region runs from base 1 to 477 and encodes 158 amino acids. Lineage: Eukaryota; Fungi; Ascomycota; Sordariomycetes; Xylariales; Hypoxylaceae. The transcript has 3 exons. The record is from RefSeq and is a predicted model, not a curated record.
AUGUUGUUCUCACCUCGAGCUCUCAUCUCCGGAGCCGCUGCCCUGCUGGCUCUCUGCAAUGUAGCAGUAGCAUCCCCUGUAGCAGAAGUACCCAGCCCGACGAUCCCCGGACACUGUUCAACUACGAUGGACGACUUUGAGCAUACUACUGCUUGGGUCAAGACUCACGAAUGCUACACUUACACCAGAACUAUCCAGUCCUCUACUUGCCCUACCUUAUCAUGCCCAUCCAGGCCAACAGAUGUAGUCUGCCCGCUCUACAUCAAGGUCUCAAGCGUUACCGUGCCAUGCUCUACGGACUGCUGCCCGACGACGUCAACAUCGUAUGUAGCAAAUGGCGCGUGUCCCACUUGCGAUCCUUGCCCUAUCCCAACUGAAUGGAUCACUUACACGACCGGAUGUGCUGGUACACCUACUAUUACAUCUGUGACGAUCGAGACCCCGCCGUGGAACACGCCCGGUUCUCUUGAGAAUUAG